CCUUACAAUUUUGAUUGAGAAAAAGCUCAUUAAACCCCCGCGCUGCUCCGAUCUUCUUUUCCGGCGACGGCGGUGGCGGUGGCAGCAGUUUGGCUCCUUGGUCUGAGGAUCUCCGCCCAGUUUGUGGCGGAUUUGGUUGCCGUGCGGUGGUCGGCCGGCUAGGGCAGGCGGCGGGGCCGGGCCCCUCUUUCAUGCAGAACCGAGUACAACCCCAUCCUGCCGGAGCCUCGUCCUCUGCCUCCAGCGGCGGAGACGGCUCUGGUUCAGGCUUCUGCCUCAGCGAUAUAAUGGAAAUCGACGCUGGCAGCGGAGGAGACCACAAAGCACCGGGCUCCCCGAGGUCCAAGCAUUCUGCUACCGAGCAGAGGCGUCGCUGCAAAAUCAAUGAGAGAUUUCAGAUACUUCGGGAUCUUGUACCACAAAGCGACCAGAAGAGAGAUAAGGCCACAUUCCUUUUGGAGGUGAUCGAAUACGUCAAAUUCUUACAAGAAAAGGUACAAAAGCAUGAAGCAUGUGCUGGUGGAGAUUGGAGCCAGGAAAAUACAAAAUUGAUGCCUUGGGUAAUCCACAUUUCACUGGCCUCCCCUAUUCCCUACAGAAGUGUGCCCGCUAUUUGCUAUGCCAUGCCAGUUCAAAUUUAUGCGGCAAAGAAUAUUAAGAAAAAAAAAUUGGUACCUUGGAUAAUCCACAUAUCACUGGCCUCCCCUAUUCAUUACAGUAGCAACCGAGUACCAGGUGAUCUCAUGCCAGGUGUAGCACCCACAACCAAAAAUUGCUCUGCUGGGAAUUUUCUGGAUAACAGCAUCCCCACCAUGCCAGAAAUGCUGCAAAAUGCUGAAACGGUACUAGAACCAGCCAACUCAAAUGCAGAUAUUACAGAAUCAAAGUACCAGUCUGAGUGGCAACAACUUACAUGUCCAGCAGAUUGCCUUGUGGACAGUGAAAUGAGCAACGAAAAAGAAGAUCUGACUAUAGAUGAGGGUACCAUAACAGUUUCCAGCGUUUACUCCCAAAACCUAUUUACGUCUUUGACUAAUGCAAUGGAAAAUUUGGGCAUCGAUUUAUCACAAGCCAGCGUCACCGUGCAUGUAAAUCUGGGCAGAAGAGCAGUUUCCAGAAGGUCUAAUAAUAUAUCCAGUGCAAAGGAGCAGAAAGACACGCCAGCCGCAAACUAAAUUAUUCAAGGUGCUGGGCAGGGCAAAAGCUAUUAGGAAUCUGAGGAAGCGUUGAAGAGACAGUCUAGUAGGAGUCAUUUCCCGGACAUGGAGUAUAUGAGCUCGAGCUCAAAUGCAUCCGCGUGAACAGUAAAAUCAGAAAAAAAAAAAAUCAAAAAUAUGUAAAAAAAUUCUGAUUUUUUUUUGUGAUGUACUUUGACAAAAGUUCUAAGAACUUGUAAAUUUUCAUCAUGAUAUCACAUUUUAGUAAGGCGUGAAAAAAAACGAUGCUCUGAAAAUGCUACUUUCGAAAGCAUUUUGAAACACUGAUUUUUUUUUUGCCACGCCUUACACGGAUGUGAUAUCAUGAUGAAAAAUUGCAAGCAAUUAAAAGUUAUGUCAAAGUUCAUCAUAAAAAAAAUUCAGAAUUUUUUGAAUGUUUUUGAUUUUUUUAAAAUUUUACUAUUCAUGCGGGUGCAUUUGAGCUCGAGCUCAAAAGGGUACUUUCCCCAUUUCCCCAGAUAAUUCUAGACUAGAAUUGCUUUUAUGGAUAAACCCUUUCUGCUAUAUCUUCCCAAGGCCCUCCCUUGUUCCUCACCGAUUGUAAAUUAAAUCAAAAUUUGUGAAAGCAUACUAUCUUACGUGUA
Hordeum vulgare subsp. vulgare (domesticated barley) is the source of this 1801-nucleotide messenger RNA. RefSeq names its product transcription factor BIM2-like. Gene Ontology annotation, molecular function: DNA-binding transcription factor activity; protein dimerization activity. The record is from RefSeq and is a predicted model, not a curated record. The transcript has 9 exons. Gene Ontology annotation, biological process: DNA-templated transcription. NCBI's taxonomy places the organism in Eukaryota, Viridiplantae, Streptophyta, Magnoliopsida, Poales, Poaceae. Bases 192 to 1175 code for a protein of 327 amino acids.